CCAGCAUCAUGGCUCAACUACAAAUCCCACCAGUGACUCCAAACGACCUCCAAACCUUCCAAGCCAAGCAUUUCCUCGGCCACCGAACACCAGCAUGUGACACCCCGACUGCUCCAGCCGAAGAUGCUUACUACUCGUACGAAGAAGAAGAAUACUAUGAUGACGAUACCGAACAUCUCGGGCGCUACCCUGACGGCGUAAAACGUACUCUCACAGAGGAGCAGAUUAGGAUAUUUCGGCAUAGUGAGAUACACGCCAUACUGCGCGAGAGACAGUUAAGAGAAGAGGAGGCGGAGUAUGAGGGCUCUGAUGAGCAGGCUCAGGGUCCGGCUCAGACUGGGAAUGCGAAGCGGAAGCGUGGGGACGGAGAUAAUGAUGAGGGCGGGUUGAAGCGGGUCGGUUCGAAGCUGACCGAGUCGGCUGAUAUCGGUUCUGGGACGACGGCACUGGAUUAUGAUGAUGAGCAGGAAUCUCGUGGGAUUCGGAGACCUGCCGCCAGUGCUCCGUUUGCUGGACGGAGGAUUAUUUCGUAUGAGGAUUGAGAAGUUGGUUUUCAAGGAUAUUCAUCACUGCUGGUGUCUUGCUCAUGAAGUAUAGUCACAGCAUACGACUCUCCGGAAUAAAACACCGCUGCGUAUAUCGCCUGAUCCUAUCAAGAACUGACGUUAUGAAAAUAGGCCCUUGAUAAGCAAGCUCCGUGUCUGGCGUCUGGGAAUACAGGCCCGAUCAUCGCGGUCCCGAAAAUAAGCGACUUGCGCUGUUUUUGCUCACGUUAUGACCUCACCGCCCCCCCCAG
Messenger RNA from Aspergillus ruber CBS 135680, 796 nucleotides. Its product is annotated as DUF3807 domain-containing protein. The coding region runs from base 9 to 542 and encodes 177 amino acids. The transcript is spliced from 3 exons. Lineage: Eukaryota; Fungi; Ascomycota; Eurotiomycetes; Eurotiales; Aspergillaceae. The record is from RefSeq and is a predicted model, not a curated record.